UUCAUGUGUAUUUGUGGUUGGUUUCUGUGAAUGGUACAGGACCAUUUCCACCGACCAAGUCUACCUCAAUGUACUGACACAAUGGAUACGAGGAGUACCCGUGCAGCCGAACACAACAGAUGAACGAAAAUGUUCCACAGAAUAAAAAUUCAAUACAAUAAAUGGCAGGAUGGAGAGAUUUAUGAAUAAGUUAAUCGCGCGAGAGAAUUCGAUAUGGAGGAACACAACUACCAAUUCGUAAUACAGAAAUAAACAAACAGAGCAGGAAAACAACAUACCAGAAAAAACAACAACAGCUCUGGACGAUGUAGAUGACAACAAAAUUAGAGAAGAGCUUUGAAUUGAGCUCUAAAAUGAAUCACCAGGGGGAGCUAAUAAAAAACAUGACCAUACCGAAACUAUGUACGGAUGAUUGUGAGAAUGCAUCGAAAAUAUCGUUCGAAGUGAAGCCGCCUGACCCCAACACUACGUUCUUUUAUCGACAUUACAUCGAUACGAACAAUUCCGAGUCGGAAUUCAACAUCGACUAUUUCAACGAAACUUUCAGUGAUUCGAAUUGUACGUUCAGAAAUGGGACGUGUAGUGAUGUGGACUAUAAUUUCUGGGCUCUGUCGUUGUUAGUGUUUCCUCUGUUGACUUUGUUCGGUAAUGUCCUAGUGAUACUUAGUGUUUCGAGAGAAAGGAGUCUGCAAACAGCUACGAACUAUUUUAUCGUAAGUCUAGCUGUUGCUGACUUGCUUGUGGCUGUGGUUGUGAUGCCGUUUGGAGUUUAUUACUUGUUCAACCACGGAGUGUGGGGCCUGCCGCCGGUGGUAUGUGACUGUUACAUCGCCAUCGACGUCAUCUGUUCCACCUCUAGCAUAUUCAACCUGGUUGCCAUCUCUGUAGACAGGUACAUAGCAGUAACACAGCCAAUCAAAUACGCGAAGCACAAAAGCAACGCACGCGUCUGGUCGAUGAUUGGCGUAGCGUGGCUGGUGUCUGGUGCUAUUGGCUCGCCGAUCGUGCUGGGGCUCAACAACACGGUAGACAGGCGUCCUGGCGACUGUCUAUUCAACAACAAGGACUAUGUUAUAUACUCGUCCCUGGGCUCCUUCUAUAUCCCCUGCAUCAUUAUGAUGUUUUUGUAUUAUAAUAUUUUUAAGGCAAUACGACAGAGAGCGAAAAAGCAGCGAAUAGCAAAGAAGACGUCAGCGGCGAUAAGUUCCGCGGUGUCGAGCGGUACCGCGGCGGUAGUGAUAGAGAACGUGGCACAGACGCAUCGGCUGGACGGGUCCAUGAACGACGCGCCCACUAACACCGCGUCAGGGAGCAAUGAAGAUGAAGAUGAUGAUAACUUCGCGAAGUCAGAGAUGGGAGCAUACGCGGAGGAGCUGGUGAACACAAGGUCAGCCAGGUUCAUGCUGGCUGCUGUGGUGGAGGAGACCGGGUUAAUAAUGGCGAACCUGGCGUCUCCCAUCCCAAUGAUGGACCCCAACACGAACAACGACUCAGGGUACGCCCCGUCCAACAUAGAUGCUGAGAAAGAACACACUCCACCAGCUUCUCCUACUAAUAAAGACGAGAAGAAGACAGAAGACAAUGCUGAACUGCCUAAGAAGCCGGAGUUAAAAAAGAAAUUGAGCCGGCUGAGUAACAGCUCCCUCAUUUCAACUCCUCGGAGACGGUUCAGAAGUGCAGCCUCAGCAGCCAGGUUCACCAUCUUCAGAGCGAACAGAGCUGGCAAGCUGCGAGCCAAGUCCUUCGCCAAGAAAGAGAAGAAAGCUACUCAAACUCUUGCCAUUGUUUUAGGCGUCUUUCUCUUCUGUUGGGCUCCAUUCUUCACCUGCUCAGUUCUGGACGCGAUGUGCUCCAAAUUUGGUCUUCCCUACUCUCCUGGAGUGACAGUGUUCAUCCUGACCACGUGGCUGGGCUACAUCAACUCGUUCCUCAACCCUGUCAUCUACACCAUCUUCAACCCUGAGUUCAGGAAGGCGUUCAGGAAAAUACUACAUUGCGGCACCUAGCCCUUAGAUUACUACGUAGUUUACGACUAAACUUGUGUUUGGACUCGCUCAAGAUUAAUCUUGCAAAUGCAAAAUACAUAAUAUUGUCUCUUAUUCUCUUUUCCUUCUGUAUUAGACCAAACAUGAGUUUAAGUUAUUUAAUCGAAUCGGAAAUUUUUAAUAGGUAAUUAUUUGUAUAAAACUAAUAAAUGUGUCUAAA
Molecule: messenger RNA, 2205 nt
Organism: Spodoptera litura
Lineage: Eukaryota; Metazoa; Arthropoda; Insecta; Lepidoptera; Noctuidae
Product: dopamine D2-like receptor
Biological process (GO): G protein-coupled receptor signaling pathway
Cellular component (GO): plasma membrane
Molecular function (GO): G protein-coupled receptor activity; dopamine neurotransmitter receptor activity, coupled via Gi/Go
Source: RefSeq, a predicted model, not a curated record